AUGACCAAGCAGAGUCGGGCUUUGCAUACCAGGGAUUCUGUAGUGGCUAGUCCGACUAUUUCUAGUGGUAUUACUUUGGAUCAGCGUAGAAGGGAUGAGGAGAGAGACCAGGAUAUGGCCUACUUAAAGACACAGAUGGACUUGAUGACCACACACUUUCUAUUAAGAAAGACCAAAAUAGUUAAGGCUGUAGAAUCUCAGGGUACUGUUGCUAUGAGUACUGAUGUGGAAGAAAACUAUAGAAAAAGUGGUACUUUACCUUAUGAUACGGUUCAAAAUCCGCAGAAUGAUGGCUCAUAUAUGGCGAUUACCACUCAGAGUGGUAAGAGGUUACGUGGCCCUUCUAUUGGCAAAUCUGUAGAAGAUGAGGUAAUGGUUGAUGGACCCGAAGAAAGUAAUCUAGUGAAGUCUGAGAAGCUGGAUAGUUCUACUGCUGAUAUAGAGAAGAAAACAAAGAAGGAAGAGGAAGUGGCACUUGAGCAAAUUCCAGGUUAUACAAUGUUCAUGAAAUACCUCAUCACAAAGAAGAGAAAGAAAGCUGACCCUGGAACGUUUAGUAUUUCGUGUAAAGUUGGGUCUCUGGAUGUGGCAAGGGCAUUAUGUGAUUUGGGUGCCAACGUGAAUCUGAUGCCUCUGGCUGUAUACAAGAAGCUUGGUUUAGAAGCUCUGACACCCACUAACAUGCGACUGGUGAUGACAGACAGAUCGAUAAAGAGGCCUAUUGGAAUUUUGCAUGAUGUGUUGGUAAAAGUAGUAGACUUUAUUCUUUUUGCUCAUUUUGUGGUAUUGGAUUGUGAUGUGGACUUUGAGGUUCUCAUUAUUUUGGGUAGCCCAUUCUUAGAAACAGGAAGAUUAAUAAUCGACUUGGAGUUGAAUGAGCUUAAAUUUAGGCUCAGUAAGGAAGAGGCAAAAUUCAAAAUGCAUCAACCCAUGUCGCAACAAAAUGAUACAAAUGUCUUCUCAAUCACUGACGUCUUCUAUGAUGAUGGAAAAGGGCGAUCAACUAGUUUUCUUGGCAAAUGCUUUAAAAUAGCACAAAAAAGAAAGAGUCCCACAGAACCAAAGAAAGUGGCCAAAGAUGAUGUACAUCGUAAGCUCAUCGAUGAGGAAUCUGACUAUGAGAAGAAGGAACCCUUGCUCAAGAAGCGAAAGAAGCAAAGUCCAAAGAAAACACCACCAAUUGAGGUGGAGAACAUUGAUGAUACUGAGUCGACCACAACUUCUGAGUAG
Messenger RNA from Capsicum annuum, 1230 nucleotides. RefSeq lists its product as uncharacterized. Bases 1 to 1230 code for a protein of 409 amino acids. The transcript is spliced from 5 exons. The record is from RefSeq and is a predicted model, not a curated record. Lineage: Eukaryota; Viridiplantae; Streptophyta; Magnoliopsida; Solanales; Solanaceae.